Astrephomene gubernaculifera is the source of this 3011-nucleotide messenger RNA. The record is from the annotation of a GenBank genome assembly. NCBI's taxonomy places the organism in Eukaryota, Viridiplantae, Chlorophyta, Chlorophyceae, Chlamydomonadales, Astrephomenaceae.
CUUCAUUCUGCAAGCUUUAUUUAACAUUAGGAUUAGGAAAGAUGUCCUCAGAAUCUGCAGCGCUUAUCGCAGCGCGCUUCGUAGCGAGUUGCGUUGGCUCGUCAGAGCAGCCAAGCGCCAGCACCUCUGGACAGGUCCAAAUAGCUUCAGGCAAAGAUGUGGUUUUAAGUGGGCUUGCGACGGUGUGCACGCAUCUCGCCAGACAGUGUGCUCGGCAAAAUGACCUGCUCGGCGCGUCACCAGAACUGCAAGCUCAAGUAGCGGAGUGGCUGGCAUGGGCAUCUUCUGAGCUAACACCGCUUAUGGAUGACAAGCUCGUGAAGCUUAAUGACCAUCUGUCAUCACGCACAUUCCUGGUGGGAGGCUCGGCGACCCUGGCGGACUUGGUGAUUUACGCCCUGGUGCACCCUGCCGCUGUGGGCUUCCCCGCGGCCCAAAAGCUCCACUUCUGCAGCCUGCUCCGCUGGGUGGACCUCAUCCAAAACACGGCCGCCUCUGCAGCCGCCCUGCAGCCGCGACUGGUGCUGGACAAGCCGCGCUACGUGGCGCCGCCACCGCCCGCACCGCCCGCGCCCAAGGCCGCGCCUGCAGCGGCGCCCGCAGCGGCACAGGGAGCGGCAGCAGCGGCUGAGCCGGCGAAGGGCGCGGCUCCUAAGGACAAGACCGCCAAGGCCGCGGCGGCGGCUCCUUCCCCCGCGCCCGCAGCAGCAGCGGACGGCCCAGCCCCCGCAGCACCGGCGGCAGCUAAAGCCGCGCCUGCGGCGGCGCCGCCAGCGGCGGACAAGAAGGCAGCUAAGAAGGAGGGCAAGAAGGAGGCUGCGGCUCCGGCUGCUGCGCCGCCCGCAGCUGGGGGCAAGGCGGGCGAGGAGGAGGCCACGAUUGACAUGCUGGACUGCCGAGUGGGGCGGAUUGUGAAGGUGGACAAGCACCCCAAUGCGGAUGCGCUCUACCUGGAGGAGAUCGAUGUGGGUGAGGAGAAGCCGCGGCAGGUGAUCUCGGGCCUGCGGAACUUCGUGCCGCUGGAGCAGAUGCAGGACCGUGUGGUUGUGGUGGUGUGCAACCUCAAGCCGGCCAAGAUGCGCGAAGUCAUGAGUUACGGCAUGGUGCUGUGUGCCUCCGAUGAGGCGCAUAGCAAGGUCGAGCCGGUGCUGGUGCCUGAGGGGGUGCCCGUGGGGGAGCGGAUCACAGUGGAGGGCUUUGGUGCCGCCCCCCUGGAGGAGAUUAACCCCAAGAAGAAGAUCCUGGAGCGCCUCUUCCCUGACAUGAAGACCAACGAGGCCGGGACGCCGGUAUUCAAGGGCAAGCCCUUCAUGACCAGCAAGGGGCCGCUCAGCUCGUCCGUGCCAAACGGCUGGGUGAAGUAAGCGCUGAAUACAGCGCUGCGGUUCUGGGCGUGCGGGCUGGAUGCAACGCCGGAGUGGAGAAUGUUUGAGAUCAGCGAACGAUAGAAGUCUGGAGGGGGUUCCGUGCUGCUGCGUUUGUUUCAAAGGCGGACAGUAGUGUGGUUGAAAGGGUGUCGGGGGCAUCUGGAUUUAGUCGUGGGGCUAGUAUCUUAUUUUCCGAAAUUGAAAGAUACCGGAAGGUGCUAGUACGCGUGACAGCAAUGCAGUAUUGCGAUAUAUGCUAAGUUCCGUGGGCCAUUAUGUGUCACAUCCCUAGCUACCUCGUCGUACCGAGGCAGAAUCUGGCAGGAUUGCAGAAGUAUGCAUAGCAACAACAUACAUAAUCAUCGUAGAAGACAGAAGCGCGUUCAGGCUUUGAAAGACCUAAUCUUGCGAGCUCUGUGUCUUCAUGACGGGAAGAUGGAGACGUGCUGCCGUCCCAUUGGCGGCCGCGCUAUCAGCGGCAGGGACAUGGAACUUCAUGGGCGAGAAUGGUAGCUUCCAUAAUGGAUCUGGCGCAAGCGGGCUGAUGGAGUCGCUGUCUACUCUAGCUGCUUGGCAGCUGAGCACAACCAAACCCGAAAACUCCAAGAUCACCACUCUUGGAUUGCCCAGCUUCGAGCACAUGCUUACGGGCUGGCCAUCGCUGGUGACCGUUGCGCAAGCUGAUGCCCCAGCACCCACGCCUUCCUUGGAAACGGCGUAUCGAGCAUGCCUCCUGCAGCCUUUGUAUUCAUACAUGCCCGAUGUGGCACCUUACACGCGGCAACCCCUGACUGGGGAAUCCUUGGCAGCGCUGGAGGCAGCGGCGCUUGCGGGCUUUGACUCAUCGCAGCCCCUGCAGGUGGUGACGGUGGUUUGGGCGCUCGCCUGGGCGGGCCACCAAUCGGGGCCCGAGUUCGUGAAGCGGCUGCAGGCCGCCGUCGCUUCCGGCUCCCUACCCGGCGCCCCCAAGCAACGCCUCAGCGCCGCACACCAUGCCGUACUCCUCUGGUCCGCCGUCAUGCUGGGUGCUGUCACCCCCGACGUCUGGGACGCCGCCCUCCGCAGCCUCUCGGCCGCCUCCUCACCCUCCGCCCUCGACGAUUGCGCGCUGCUUUACCUCCUGCACGCUGCGUUGCUGCAUGCAACGGACGUUGCGCCAGCGGGCCGUCGUACGGCCGCGAGCACCGCCGGCCGGCCGCCGCCGGCUUCGCCGACGUCGGCGGCAACGCCGGCUUGCCAGCCGCGUGCUACGCGUGAGGAGGUGUUGUCGGUGGCAGCGCCGCUAGGGCGGAAGGUCGUGGCCCGGCUGGGAGAGGCUUACAGCGAGUACGUGCCGCUGCAUCCCGCUGUUGAGGGGCCGUACCUGGCGCUGUUGUUUGUGAUGGAGCAGCUGGCGGCAGGGAGUGCGGGGCAGGGAGGAGGCAACGCGGGGGCGGAUGAGGGCGGGUGGGUGCCGCCGGGAGCUGCGGAGAUGGCGGCCAACAUGCUGGGCAACCCAAAGGAGCUGGCACGGCUGCGGAGGGACCUGCUGUACCACUGGCGCGGAGACACGCUGCUGGACGAGGUGCAGCGGGCGCGGAACCAGAUGGUCUACCUGCUUACACGGCGCAUGGGACACACCGUGGCCCAGCCCGAGGAUGUAGA